Molecule: messenger RNA, 2504 nt
Organism: Selaginella moellendorffii
Lineage: Eukaryota; Viridiplantae; Streptophyta; Lycopodiopsida; Selaginellales; Selaginellaceae
Product: fanconi-associated nuclease 1 homolog
Exons: 12
Coding region: 49-2145 (698 amino acids)
Biological process (GO): interstrand cross-link repair
Cellular component (GO): nucleus
Molecular function (GO): hydrolase activity, acting on acid anhydrides, in phosphorus-containing anhydrides; flap-structured DNA binding; 5'-3' exonuclease activity
Source: RefSeq, a predicted model, not a curated record
AGGAUUGCUGGCCGCAAGUACCACAGAGACGUCGAGUGCCAAGCUGGGAUGCGAGUUCACCUGGUAAGGGAACCAGAAAAUCCCAUGGAUACAUACGCUGUGAAGGUGCUUACAGCGGAUGGGCUUUCGCUGGGACAUAUUCCAAAAGAGCAUUCGCGUUAUUUUUCUCCUCUCAUGGACAAAGGCGUGGUAGACGUUCAGGGAUAUGUCUCCGAGAGUACAUCUGAAGCUGCACGCCUCAAGCUUGAUUUCCGUGAGAUCCAGAGUCGGACUAUUGGAAGUCUCUCAGAAGAAAAAGUGCUGGCUGUCAAAUGGAGCCGUCUGAUGGAUGCAGCUGACAAGGGACAAGACCACGGCUGUCGAUACCAACAGAAUUUUCUCUACAUGCUCCAAGUGGUAUUGGAACGGGAUCUCCAUCUCUUUACUCCAGACGAGAUCGAACUUCUCGAGGCAUUUCGUUCAAUCUCGUCUGAUGGACAGCGCCUUUUUGUAAGAUUGGCUCAACGAAAGGGGCCAUGGUUCCGUCUUCAGAACAUUUUCUAUGAAGAUAUUGGUGACACAAAUUCUGCAGUCCAUGAGUUAGUCGAGAGACGCUACUUAGUUUUCAACGCGGACGUCAAUUCGUCUGAGUUGCUUGAACAUCUGACUGUACAAGAGCUCAAAGAUUUGGCAGUGAACAGCAAAAUCAUGAUCAAAAGUGCUACGCUAAGUUUGAAAAAGAUUCAGCUUAUUACAGCAAUUCGAGAUGCAUUGAUUUCGCUGCAUUUUAAUCUAACGGCUUUAAUUCGUGAAGCAACCGGCCCAUGCAUUCGAAUAGCCGAAACACUUGAAGUUCUACUUUGGCGUUUACAGAGGCUGUUCUUUCUAAACGGUGAGCAGGAGUUCCAUGUUUUUCUUCUUGUGGAUAUUGGAAGGAUCAAGUAUCCAAGCUAUAGGUGCGCUAGAACAAUGCCAGUCUUUGCUUCUCGAGAGGACUUUCUGGCGUAUGAGCAGGCAUUGCAAUUGGCUCAGGUGGUUGACAUGUCCCUGGAAGCUGGUAAUUCUGAGGCUGUAAACUCCUCUUUUCGAAAAGCAAGGACUACACUCGAAUUGAUCAAUGCACACACCGAGAUCAAGCAUCCAUUUUUAGCACGGUUUUCGGCUGCAUGGGUGCAUGCAACAAUCUGUACUGUGGCUGCAUCGUUUCUGGAGAAAGAACGCAGAUACGCUGAAGCUGUAAACCUCUUGAAGCAGCUCCUUAGCAUGCAGUAUUGUCCUGGACGGAGAGGAUACUGGACUCUCCGGCUAUCUAUUGACUUGGAGCACUUACAGCGUUUAGAAGAGAGCCUGCUCGUUGCAGAAAACGGAUUAAAUGAUUUCAACGUCCGAGGAGGGGAUCGUGUCGCUUUGCAACGGAGGGUUCUCCGACUAGGAAAACCUCCUAGAAGGUGGAAAGUACCUCCAUAUGCAGCGCUUUUAAAGAAAAAACACAAGGUGGUGAGGAUUAUGGGAAGGCCGCUAAACAAUGCCAAUGGAAUGAAGAGCAGAUUUUAUGGCUACGAUGGGCAACAAUGCAGUGUGGAGGACCUGGCACUUCAGUACUAUGCCGGAGAAGAUGGAGGCGGCUGGAAAGGAGUCCAUUCAGAAAGCGGCAUAUGGCUGACAUUGUUCGGGCUGCUCAUGUGGGAUGUUAUCUUUUCAGACGUUCCAGAUUUCUUCCAGACACCUUUUCAGACUGCACCAUUGGACUUGUGCACGGAUUCAUUCUAUCCAGUCCGAAGCUCGCUUAUUGAAUCUCGUCUUCAAGCCAUACGCGAUGGCGGAGCUAGGCAACUCGUGGCUGAGACUUGGGCAGAGCACUACGGGACAUCAUGUAGCGGGGUAAACUGGGAGAACUCGCUUGAAGACCUUCAAACAAUAACGGUCUGUAUCGGAGGUCCAGGAUUGUCGGUGAUUUGCAAGCUUCUUGCAGAAGACCACAGUAACUGGACGGCUGGAAUGCCUGAUCUUCUGCUGUGGAAGGAGAAAGAGGCAAAGCUGGCCGAAGUCAAGGGUCCAGGGGAUCGCUUGUCCGAGCAACAGGUGGCCUGGUUUCUUAUUCUCUCGGACGCUAAUGUUCCAGUGGAACUUUGCAAGGUCUCCAAGACGAUGAAUGAUCGAUCCUAGAUGAGUAGUGCCGGGCCCGAGACGGCUGCGCAGGCCUCUGCAACUUGCUCCGCCUUGCUUGAAGUCAUAAGAACCGGUAAGCACCCGCUGUGGACUGCGAAGAAUCCAUUGCGCGCUACACACAGCCAGUGCCAAGUCCUCAGUGUCACCGUCUCAAGAGCUCUUCGAUCGGGACCGCGAGGUGAUAGAAUCACCACUCGGCCUCCACCGUCAUCUUAAAGAUCCUCUCGGUGGAGGAUCAGGAAAUGCGAGUUCCAAAGAGAUGAAUCACGAGGGAUUCCAUGCACCUUAAAGACCAUCCCCCGCGACUCUGUCAUCCUUGAUGAGUAUCCUAUCGAACAAUGCAGUUGCUUGCUCCA